CCAACCACCCGCGAGUGCGCGUUGAGCCAGGAUCUUUUGUGUCUCUUCCUUAGGUCAGACGAUGGUUGAGCUCGCUUCCAAGGACACAUGCAACGCUUGCAGGGGCAGUAGUUGUUCGGGACAAAUGCUGGUACGAGUCUCUUUCGCUGCUAAUUUUCGCCGAUUGGCAUGAGCUCUCAGACUCAGCUGUUGAGUUUCGCAGAAUCAGGAUUGACUCAAUCAUGGUGGGAGGCUCGAAGGAUGGCCAUUUCAGAUUAUUCAAGGCUGGCAGUGCGUCGAUUUGGCUAGUACUAGUACGAACGAGAACCACGGCAUGCAGCGAUCGCUGAGCGUCGUCUUAGCGUUCUUCGCUUCCGAGUCGUCCGCUCGAUUCAAUAGAAGUUCUAACCUUCCCAUCUGACCGAACUGUCCAUCCACCCCCAACAGCCUCAAUAACCGACCACCACCACUCGCGGCGCAUCCACUACUAAAUGCUUCUAGCACUCCCGCGCUCACCAUGCUCCAGUCGCCCCCAUCCGCGGAGCCCUCGUCCGCGCGCGCGAGGGCCCCACGCGAGUUCUUCUGCCCGCUGUCGGGACGGGUGAUGCUGGACCCGGUCAUCGUCGCGUCGGGCUGCACGUACGAGCGCGCGCACAUCCUGCACCGCCUGCGCGCCGCGGGGCCGCACGAGCCGGCGUGCUGCCCCGUGACCGGCGCGUCGCUGCCACACACGCACGUGGUGCCGAACGUGGCGCUCAGAGAGCUGAUCGCCACGUGGCUGGCGGCGCACGGCGGGAGUAGUAGCAGUACUUCCGUCGCUGCUCGCGGCAGCAGCAACAACGGCAGCAGCAGCAACGGCAGCAGCAGCAUCGGCAGCAGCAACAACGGCAGCAGCAACAACGGCAGCAGCAGCUUUAGCAUAAGCCUCAGGCGUAGUGGCAGUGUCGGCGGACAUCUAGGCAUACACAGCCACAACCACAGCCACAGCUACAGCCACAGCCAGAGCCAGCGCGGCGUUAGCUCGCAAUCACCUGCGGCUCUGCAGAUGUCUUUCACAGAUUCCUCGCCCCGUCGCUGCCCAUCUCCCUCCCUCCCGGAUUCACCUCCCGGCUCCGCUUCCCCCUCGCCCUCCCCCUCCUCCACCUUCUCACCUACUAAGGGCCCCGCGGUGGCAGCAGCCACGCGCGCUCCGCUUCCCCCUUCCCCUGCCCCUUCCCCGUUCCCUUCCCCGUUCCCUUCAAGGGCGGGUUGCCUUUUCUCCCCCUCCUCCUCCUCCCCCUCCUCCUCCUCCGCCAGUACUUCCCCCCCGCCCCUCUCCUCCUCGUCGCACGCCUCUCCCUCUUCCGCCGCCGCUUUCCCCCGCUCAACCUCCUCCUCCCCCGCCUUCGCUUCCUCCCCCCACCCUUGCCCCGCAACUUCCGCGGGCCCCAAGUUUCCCCCUCCCGUGUCCGCCAGCCCCAGGAACCGCGAGCCUUCAUUGAAUCACAACGGGAACCAGCUGAUCAGUUAUCGAGUCCCCGCUGGGCGCAAUCUCAACGCCCAAUACACCAUCCCUUCAGCUUCAUCAUCAGCUGAUAAACCAACGGUACAAGCUGCCGGACAGUCGUCAGCCGUCCGCCAGCCGUCAAAACUGCCGGCGAGCAGCAAACCACAGAACGUCAGCGGGUCUCCGGCUCCGGUGCAGGCGUCACCUGCCAGCAGCAGCAACUGCGGCGGUGGCGGAGGGAGCAACGGGAGUGAAGACCUUUCUCCCAUGGGCGGUGUCACAUCCCCACAAGGCCAGCCUAUACUUACAGAAUGGAAACGGGAGCAGCAGCAGCAGCUGCAGCAGCAGGAGGAGGGACUGCUCCUGUCGCCCCAGCGGCAUGCAGCUGGCGCACAAACGAGGCAGGCAAGCACACAUAAUUCGAUGCAGCAGCAGCAGCAGCAGCAGCAGCAGCAGCAGGCGAAGAAUACUAAUCAGCCCAGCUCCCAAGCAGAAGCAUGCAAAUCAAGCGAUGGAGCGCAGACUGGAGGUGCACGAGGCGGGGUGGCAGCACACAAGGCGAGUGCAUAUGCGCGCCCGGUCAGCAAAGGCGCUGCUGUCAAAGGAACGCCUCAACGCACAGCAGGCAAAGCCAAAGGCCCGCUGCUGCUGGUAAGCCAGCUUGUGGGGCAGUCAGCGGGCAGGGCGUCCAAUGCCCAUCACAACACAACAGCCUCUAUCACAGUGUCUGGCCCGGGUGCUGUCACUGUCACGCAAGGUGCUGCUGCUGCUGCUGCUGGCGUCCGUGCCAGAGCGGGAAUCACAGCUGCCCCUGGUGCUCGCGCAGCAGCCUCUGCUGCUCGUGCCCGUGCUGGUGGUCCAGGCGUGGGGCGUGGGCGCGGCAUGGGCAGUGGCGGGUGCAAGCCCCGCGUGCAGCUGUCCCUGCAAGUCGGAGUGCCCUCCCCUGGCGUUUGGAGCGUCCCUGGCUCGGAAGCCGCUGCAGGUGCUGGUGUUGCCGCGGGAGGGUCAGCAGCCGAGGCAGCACGCGGUGAUUCAGCGGCCGAAGCAGAGCGAGGGAGCGGAAGAGGCAGCGAGAGCGACAAGCAGCAAUCUAGUGGGCAGAUUCUGAGGCAGCCCACAGCAAAGAAGCAGACAAACGGGCAGACGAGCGUACAGAAGCAACCCCAGCAGCAGCUGUUGCAGAAGGCCACGCCGUCAAACAAUCCCCUUCAGCAGCAGCCACCGCCACCGUUUGCCCUGCCGGCUUUCCUCCCCCCUCCACUCACCUGCCCCUCCCUCCCGUCCUCUACCCCUCGCCCACUCUCCUUACACACUCGGUCUACCAGCAUCAGCACCCCCAUGGGCCUUCGUCCUCCUCUGUCUAGGGACCCGCCCUCUCCCUCCCUUUCCUUCUCUCACUCACUAUCCACGUCUGUCUCCCCAACUGAUCGAAGGCUGGGUGAAGGCGGCUUUGGUGGCAGAGGCAGGGGGAGCGUGCGGCCGCUGGUGCUGGGAAAGGUCGGCCUUGGCGCUGCUGCUGCUGGCAGUCUUCAGAGCGCAAGGGGGUGGACGGCACGGCAGGAAACGGUUGGAGUGGAUAACGAGACGAUGCAGGGCAGAAAGGCAGUGCUCUCGGGGGGAGAAGCGGGGGGACGGAGUGCAGGUGGUGCAGCUGGGAUUGGUGGGGUGAUGAGCUUCGGCAGGGGAACAUCAGCGGCAGCAGCAUCGGCAAACGAGGCGGUGAGAUACAAAUCAGCCAGCACGAAGGUGGCGCCAUCCAACGGCGUCCCUCCCAUGCUCAGCCGCAGUAUGUCCGCCCCGCUAUCCGCCCUGCGUGCCAUGCCCCCUAACGCCCCCUACCUGCGCCCCACCUGCCUUCCCCCAUCCACAUCCUCAGACAAUGUCCAGCACCAGCAGCACCAGCACCAGCACGGGCAUAAUACCUCCCGCAUCAACCAGCAUUCUAGCUCGCAGCAGCAGCACCGUCGCUCCCCCUCACAAGUCCUCCUUUCGACCAUGUCUCCUGGUGCCAGGCCGCUCAGGCCAGGGGCUCCCAGCCCGCGCAGCAUCAGCCAGGCGAGCAACGCAGGCCGAGCACGGGCUGAACAACCUGUCGAGGGGGGGAACUGGAUGGAGAGGGGCAGGAUACAGGAGAGCAGGGUGGUCGAGGGCGCGGGCACAGGCACAGGCGGUGGUGUGGAGCAGCAGGGCGCGCAGGCAGUGCAAACAGGGAGUGGGGGCGAGGAGGCGUCAGUGGAGAGGCCCAAGGCUGGGCUUGGUUUAAGCCAGGAGAGGAUGCUGCGGUCGUCCCGGUCGUCCAACGCCCUGCUGCUGUCCCCCACCCCCGCUUCUCUCCUGCACCAGCGCUGCAGCCUGCCCGCCCGCAGCACCUCGUGUGUGAAGCCGCUCACCGGACUGCUGGGGGGAGGGGCUGCUGCCAGGAAGAGCGCUGGAGAAGUUAUGGGGCGGAAGGGAACUGAGAGAAGUGCUGUUGAUGCUGCUGCUGCUGCUGGUGGCUUGGAGGGCGUUGCUGGUGGAAACAGCGGUGGCGAUGGCUGCGGGCGGCAGCUUGAGGGAGGAAAACAGGCGAAGCCGGGAGAGGAAUGUCACUCGGAGGCAGGGUGUGGGGCGGAAGCACCUGUGGGUGAUGGUGAUGGUGGUGGUGUGGUGUGUGCUGGGGAGCAGCUGGUGGAGGUACUUGUGGAUGCCUCCAAGUCCAUGGAAGUGAGGGCGGCUGCUGUCAAUGCGCUGCUGCUGCUUGUCACAGAACACCGCGGCGGACUGUAUGCAGCGUGGAAGUGUGGUGCCGUGCCCGCCCUGCUGUCACUGGCACGCAGUUACAGUGACACACACAGGAAGCAGCAGAGUCGUGAAGUGCACUAUAGCUAUGAGACGAUGGGCGAUGGGGGCGCUGAAGCGGUUCCAGCUGGUGAAAUGGCAGCGAAUAUUGCUCGCAUCUUGAUGCACGUGCUGGGAGAUGCACCAUCAUCACAUGCCAAUGAUGCGAUACUGCAUGAUGUGGCAUGGGCAACCACAGGGAUGCUUGGUAGCAGAGUGCAAGGUAUGGAUGCACAUGUGAUGAGCCUGCUGACGUGUCUUUCUCGUCAGCCACAUGGGCAACAAGCCAUUGCUGACGUGGCAGGGAUAGCAGCAGCAUUGGUGGAGGUGGUUGAGGGACCGUGUGUGCGGGCGAGAGGAGCAGCAGUGAAGAUGAUGAGAGAACUCGUAGUCGGGGGAUUUUUGUCUGCCGUCGCCUUGGUUGGCGAGGGUGCAUUGCCUCCACUAGCGAGGAUCUCCCUUAGCUUGGGAGAAGGACCGGCUGGCGAGGUCAUGAAAAAAGGGGUCGAAGAGAGGGAGUUGAUCAAGAAUGCUCGUGCAUUGCUUUUCCUACUCAAGGAGUCCGUUUGGCAAGGUGAAGCUGAUGCGAUUGACGACUCGUUCUAGAAUUAAGUACUCUUCUAGUAACCUUUUGUAAGCUGGAACUUUUUGUUCCAAAAAAUGUACAUUCCAUUGUAUGUUAAGAAAUGUUACAUCAGGAGCAUUCAUUAUUA
This is a messenger RNA of Closterium sp. NIES-67, 4995 nucleotides long. The record is from the annotation of a GenBank genome assembly. NCBI's taxonomy places the organism in Eukaryota, Viridiplantae, Streptophyta, Zygnematophyceae, Desmidiales, Closteriaceae.